UCUCUCAUUCUAUUAGUAAUUCACCAAGAGAGGGCAACAUUUAUUGUUUUCGGAGAGAGUUGUCUUUUAGCUGUUCCAUCAGAGAAUUUAUGUUUAAAAAAUGAGUUUCUUAGAGUGUUUACCUGGAACAGCAAGUUUGAUAGAGGAGUUAGAUAAAAAAUUACUAGUACUUUUAAGAGAUGGCAGAACACUAAUUGGAACCUUAAGAAGUAUUGACCAAUUUGCUAAUUUAGUCCUUCACAAGACAAUUGAGCGCAUCCAUGUAGGUAACAAAUAUGGUGACAUUCCAAGGGGUGUGUUCGUCAUUCGAGGGGAAAAUGUUGUUCUCCUUGGAGAAAUUGAUUCAGAAAAAGAUCCGAAAGUAGAGCUCAAGGAAGUGUCAAUUGAUGAGAUAUUAGAAGCACAAAGAGAAGAACAAGUUAAAAAGCAAGAAGAAGAAAAGAAAAGGAAUAAAGCAUUACUUGAAAGAGGACUUCAACCACAUGCAGAGAAAGUGGUGGAAGAAUUUCAGUAGAGGUUAUUUGUUCACACACGAGCCAGCGUGUAGCGAUACAAACACAAUACACAAAUGCAUGAACAGAAAAAAAAAUGGACUUAAAGUAAUGCACAGCUGCAAGAAUAUUAAAGCAUGGCUGCUUGUAAAAUAUGAUUUAUUUGAAGAAUGCAGAACAACUAAAGUAUAGGUGUGGCUUAUUUUGCUUGGGUAGAUCCGGUAGCAACUACAAUAUGUAUCUGAAAAAGAUUGUCAAGUGGAGAAGUCUGAAGGCCUUUGCUUAAUACAUUCUCUCAAGAAAAAUACUGAGACCCUAGUUUCAGUAGCAAAAACUAUGUAAUCAUCGCAUACAAAUUCAAGACACUUAUUGUGGAUUGAAGUAUUUUAGUUUUUUUAUAAAGAUGUUUUAUUUUCAAACCCAUUUUGGGAUUGGAAAAAAGAGGAGUGAGAAGGUCAAGAAAGUUUUAAAUUAUCAUUUUAUGUUAUCAACUAUAUUAAUUGGAAUGCACAUUUCAGGUGGGGACAACAGAAA
This is a messenger RNA of Anneissia japonica, 1025 nucleotides long. Its product is annotated as U6 snRNA-associated Sm-like protein LSm1. The record is from RefSeq and is a predicted model, not a curated record. The transcript is spliced from 4 exons. Gene Ontology annotation, biological process: deadenylation-dependent decapping of nuclear-transcribed mRNA. Gene Ontology annotation, cellular component: Lsm1-7-Pat1 complex; P-body. NCBI's taxonomy places the organism in Eukaryota, Metazoa, Echinodermata, Crinoidea, Comatulida, Comatulidae. The coding region runs from base 101 to 514 and encodes 137 amino acids. Gene Ontology annotation, molecular function: RNA cap binding.